Amaranthus tricolor (Joseph's coat) is the source of this 3267-nucleotide messenger RNA. Its product is annotated as pyrophosphate-energized membrane proton pump 3. Gene Ontology annotation, cellular component: membrane. The record is from RefSeq and is a predicted model, not a curated record. Gene Ontology annotation, biological process: proton transmembrane transport. Gene Ontology annotation, molecular function: diphosphate hydrolysis-driven proton transmembrane transporter activity; inorganic diphosphate phosphatase activity. Bases 549 to 2945 code for a protein of 798 amino acids. Lineage: Eukaryota; Viridiplantae; Streptophyta; Magnoliopsida; Caryophyllales; Amaranthaceae. The transcript is spliced from 15 exons.
GGAAGUAAACUGCAAACGACUUUGAAACAAAAAUAUUAGAAAAGACAAAAUUAUACUCAGAAAUCAAAAUUACUGCUCCGUAGACCAUAGUAUGCUCAUCUCUCAUAUUCAUCACCUCUGCCCCUCCAUUUUUUCUCUCCUCGUCUUCUCCCUCUCCCGUUCACCAGGAGUUGCAGAAGUGACACUACCGCCAUUACUAUCUCACAAGCUCGCUCAAUAGUCUACGAUCUUACCUCACAUUUCAUUCUAUAGUAAUUAGGAGUCAGUAUUAGAUAAAAAAAGAGAGAGGUCUUGUUUGAAAUUGAGAAGACCUGCUCUUAAGUCAGAAGAAAGGAGACAAUUUGAGGGUAAGUGAUUCCUGUUGGAGCUUUGUAUCUGAAUGAGUUGAUUUCCUCCGGUACCAGAAUUUCAGUCAGGAUCUUGGGGGUGUGACGUGUGAAGAACAGCAUUACAAAAUACAGAGACCAAGUUCAGGGGGUGAGUUCCCCCAAACUGGCGAGUUCAGCCCAUUCCCAGUGGCCAGGAGGUUGAAUUCAACCCAUUCCAUCAUGAUGGAUGAUAUAGAAAAUGGUUCCAUGGGGCAUUACCAAGAUAGGUCUCGUAGUUUCCCCGACAUGCGCACCAAACCUUAUACCCCCUUGGUUUUCAAAAUCAUUAUGGGGUUAAACACUCGUGUUCUUUUUAUUCUUAUGCUUCUGGCCUUUGGAGUUAUCUUCUAUAUUGGAGCUAGCACAUCACAGAUCAUUGUAUUUGUGUUUUCCGUUUGCAUCUUUAGCUUCCUUUUGUCUAUAUAUCUAACAAAGUGGGUACUGGCAAAGGAUGAGGGACCACCAGAGAUGGCUCAGAUCUCAUAUGCUAUUCGCGAUGGAGCUGAAGGUUUUUUUAGAACCCAAUAUGGAACAAUCUCCAAAAUGGCUGUUCUUCUUGCCCUGGUGAUUCUUAGUAUCUAUUUACUACGGGAUACAACUCCCCAGCAAGAAGCUGCUGGUGUUGGGAGGGUUUCAUCUGCAUUUAUUACUGUUAUUUCAUUCCUACUUGGAGCUCUAUGCUCAGGUAUAGCUGGAUAUGUGGGAAUGUGGGUUUCUGUUCGUGCAAAUGUUCGGGUUUCCAGUGCAGCAAGACGGUCAGCCAGAGAAGCCUUACAGGUAGCUGUUCGUGCUGGUGGUUUCUCAGCUUUGAUUGUUGUAGGUAUGGCUGUAACCGGGAUCGCCAUUCUCUAUGCUGCCUUCUAUGUAUGGUUGGGGGUGGAUUCACUAGGUGCUAUGAAAGUUACAGAUUUGCCUCUUCUCCUUGUUGGUUAUGGUUUUGGAGCUUCCUUUGUCGCCCUCUUUGCUCAAUUGGGUGGUGGUAUAUACACAAAAGCAGCUGAUGUGGGAGCUGAUCUUGUUGGAAAAGUCGAGCAGGGAAUUCCUGAAGAUGAUCCUCGUAAUCCUGCUGUCAUUGCUGACUUGGUAGGAGACAAUGUCGGUGACUGUGCUGCUCGUGGUGCAGAUCUAUUUGAAAGUAUUGCUGCAGAAAUUAUAAGCGCCAUGAUUUUGGGUGGGACAAUGGCGGAGCGUUGUAAAAUUGAAAAUCCUUCUGGUUUUAUCUUGUUCCCUUUGGUGGUUCACUCCUUCGACCUUGUCAUAUCUUCUGUUGGUAUUUUCUCCAUAAGAAGCACACGAGAGGCUGGUAUAGGCAUAGAAGAUCCAAUGAAAAUUCUUCAGAAAGGAUAUUCUAUCACAAUAAUAUUAGCUGUUCUGACCUUCGGUGUGUCAACACGUUGGUUGCUAUACACAGAGCAGGCACCUUCAGCUUGGUUGAAUUUUGCCUUAUGUGGGCUGGUGGGAAUCAUAACAGCUUAUGUAUUUGUGUGGAUAACCCAGUACUACACUGAUUAUAAGCAUGAACCAGUACGAACAUUAGCUCUUGCAAGCUCAACAGGCCAUGGGACUAAUAUAAUUGCUGGUGUCAGUUUGGGACUGGAAUCAACUGCACUUCCAGUUGUCGUCAUUAGCAUAGCUAUUAUAUCUGCUUUCUGGUUGGGUCAGAGUUCUGGAUUGUUGGAUGAAGCUGGAAAUCCCACCGGUGGUUUGUUUGGAACAGCAGUAGCCACAAUGGGCAUGCUCAGUACAGCUGCUUAUGUCCUAACCAUGGAUAUGUUUGGCCCAAUAGCUGAUAAUGCUGGUGGAAUCGUGGAGAUGAGUCAACAGCCUGAAAGUGUUCGAGAGAUUACUGAUGUGCUUGAUGCAGUUGGGAACACCACAAAGGCUACCACAAAAGGUUUUGCUAUUGGAUCUGCAGCACUUGCAUCUUUUCUUCUUUUCAGUGCUUACAUGGAUGAGGUGGCAACUUUUGCUCGUGUUCCUUUUAAAGAGGUUGACAUUGCAGUUCCUGAAGUUUUUAUUGGUGGCUUGCUAGGAUCUAUGCUCAUUUUCCUCUUCAGUGCAUGGGCCUGUUCAGCUGUUGGCCGUACUGCUCAGGAGGUGGUUAAUGAAGUCAGAAGGCAAUUUAUUGAGAGACCUGGAAUCAUGGAUUACCAGGAGAAGCCUGAUUAUGGUCGCUGUGUAGCAAUUGUAGCAUCUGCUUCAUUGAGGGAAAUGAUUAAACCUGGCGCUUUGGCCAUUAUAUCACCAAUAGUGAUUGGUUUUGUUUUCCGGAUACUGGGACAUUAUGUUGGACACCCUUUACUUGGUGCAAAAGUUGUAGCUGCAAUGCUAAUGUUUGCAACUGUUUCUGGCAUCCUCAUGGCUCUUUUCUUGAAUACUGCUGGUGGUGCUUGGGAUAAUGCAAAGAAGUAUAUAGAGACAGGGGCUCUUGGAGGCAAGGGGAGUGACUGUCAUAAAGCGGCCGUUACAGGAGACACUGUUGGAGACCCAUUUAAAGAUACAGCAGGACCUUCAAUCCAUGUUCUGAUAAAAAUGUUGGCAACAAUUACUCUCGUUAUGGCGCCUAUAUUCUUAUAGAGCUGUUAAUAUGAAAAUGCAGAGUUUUAACUAGGCACAUGCACAAUUGCACAUCACCCUUUUCCUAUCUCCAUUUCAUGCUUUUGGAGGCAUCUUAAUGUAGUCAGAGGGUGCCAAAAUUAUUCGUGAAUUUAGUCACCGAGAAAUUCUUUCUAUUAUCCUUUUUUAAUAAACUAUUAAUGAGUAUUGGCGCUUCUCUGUAUUGUGUUGCAAUGAAAAAAUCUUUGAAGAUGGUAUAACGUGAGGAGAACAGUAAAUUAUGUUUAUGGAGUGGUAUGUAGCAUUCUAAAUGAAUACUACUAUUACUUUAUCCCUUUAAAUU